Molecule: messenger RNA, 369 nt
Organism: Rotaria socialis
Lineage: Eukaryota; Metazoa; Rotifera; Eurotatoria; Philodinida; Philodinidae
Source: the annotation of a GenBank genome assembly
AUGAUUCUGAUUUUUAUUCUUACUAUUAGCGCGGAACGAAAACCGUCAUCUGUAGUAAUAACAGAUGUUCAACAGAUACCGAUUAAUGAACCGAGGUAUAUUUUAAAUGGUAUACACGAACCGUUGCCACAACGAAAACAUGCAGUAUCAAUUAUCAAUUUACAAGAUCCACCAUCAACAAAUGAAUUUCGUCGACCUAAACGAACAACAAGAUCAGUAUCACCGGCAAAUAGUUUUCGUUAUAUUUUACCAUUUCAUUCUAAGCGAGAGGAGAAAAUUUCUAACCUUGAACAAACAUCACUCGGUAAUAGACAAAAUGUACCGAUAACUGUAGCAAAAAGUCCCAUGUACAAUGGUGAUUAUUUAUAA